AUGAUAAGAAAAUAAAGAGGUGGGAGAGAGAGCGAAAGAAAAAGAUUUGGAGUGGAGAGGGUUUGGAUUAGGGCACGGCAAAUCUUCCCAGCCACCUCCCAAACCCCAUUGAAUUCUCUCUGGAUUUGUUGAUGCCUUAGACAUAUUAUCAUUAUAUAUGUAUGUAUGUAUGUUUAAAUUCUGGAAAAAAAUAUGAGUAGUCAAGUGCCUCCAGCGCCCAGGCGCAAUAGUUUGGUACAGAAACGAAACAUUUCAACUUUGAAGAAAUCUGUCAAUCAAUCUGACACCAAUCCUACUAGCCAGAGCAAGCCUUCUUCUCCACCUCACUCGUCCGUUGCUGGGGAGAGGACAGUGAAAAAGCUAAGGUUAUCGAAGGCACUGACAAUUCCGGAGGGAACCACCGUGUCCGAGGCAUGUCGGCGGAUGGCAGCGAGACGAAUUGAUGCUGUUCUACUGACUGACACAAAUGCCUUACUCUCUGGCAUAGUAACUGACAAGGAUAUUGCAACUAGGGUUAUAGCUGAGGAGUUGAGGCCUGAGCAAACAAUUAUUUCGAAGGUCAUGACCAGGAACCCCAUUUUUGUGACUGCAGAUUCAUUGGCUAUUGAAGCCCUUCAGAAGAUGGUGCAAGGUAAAUUCCGCCAUCUUCCUGUUGUGGAAAAUGGUGAAGUUAUAGCAUUGCUGGAUAUCACAAAAUGCCUUUUUGAUGCUAUAUCAAGGAUGGAGAAGGCUGCAGAACAGGGAAGUGCAAUUGCUGCAGCUGUUGAAGGAGUUGAACGACAGUGGGGGGACAACUUCUCGGCUCCAUCUGCAUUUAUAGAAACCCUGCGGGAGCUGAUAUUCAAGCCCUCUUUGUCAGCCAUUGUUUCUGAAAAUACCAAGGUGGCAAUAGUAUGCCCCUCAGAUCCUGUGUAUGUUGCUGCUAAGAAGAUGCGAGAAUUACGGGUCAACUCAGCUUUAAUUACUGUUGGAAACAAAAUUCAAGGGAUAUUAACCUCAAAAGAUAUUCUUAUGCGUGUUGUAGCACAAAAUCUAUCCCCUGAGCUGACACUGGUGGAAAAGGUAAUGACCUCAAACCCUGAAUGCGCAACACUAGAGACAACAAUACUUGAAGCUCUGCAUAUAAUGCAUGAUGGGAAGUUUCUACACCUUCCUAUUAUAGAUAGAGAUGGAUGUGUUGCCGCCUGCAUAGACGUAUUGCAGAUAACUCAUGCAGCUAUAUCUAUGGUGGAGAACAGCUCAGGUGCUGUCAAUGAAAUGGCCAAUACUAUGAUGCAGAAGUUUUGGGAUUCGGCACUUAACCUGGAGCCACCUGACGAUUAUGAUACUCUCAGUGAGAUGUCUAUGUCUCAAUUGAUGAUGUCAGAAGGGGCAGAAGCAGGAAAAUCUGGAUAUCCAUCAUUGGGUCUUGGAAAUACAUUUGCUUUCAAAUUUGUUGACCUUAAAGGUCGUGUCAACAGAUUUAAUUUUGGCUCAGAGAGCUUACUGGAGCUUGUCACUGCGGUUAUGCAAAGAUUAGGUGCAGUAGAUGAACAAAAUCGUCCUCACCUUUUGUAUGAAGAUGAUGAAGGCGAUAAAGUUCUGCUGACAACUGAUAGUGAUCUUGUAGGUGCAGUUAGCCACGCCAGAUCACUAGGACUAAAGGUGUUAAGAUUGCAUCUAGAUUACUCUGAUGUAAAAUCAGUGCAAGAAUUGAGUAGUACCUGUGUAGAGAAAGAUGGAUGGGGUUCCGUGCGCAUGGGGAUUUUUGCAGGUGCUGUUGUGCUAACAAGUGUUGGUGUAUUGGCCUACUUGAAGCGCACCAAUACAUGGUAAGCCAAAUUUUAAGGAGUCUAUUCUGCUAAAAAGGCGAUAGAUCCCGUUGAUUGGUGUGAUAUUUUGGUGGCCUGACUUUUAUUAUUGGUCGAGAAGGGCAGCUGAUAUAACAGUAGGAUGAAUUUUCUCCCACUCCCUAAUGCCAACUGGUUGAGAGGAGGGGUAAAAUAAAAAAGAAAAGGAGAAUUUAUCAGUCUAAGUUACAGCAGUAAUCUGACAUACGAUGCCUGUUGUAAGAUCAAUCAAUUUUGGUCGAAUAUUUAACCAUUUCAUCUUACUUUUGCUGGAGUUUGUAAAUUCUUCCCAAGUUCCAGGGGAUGUCGACUACUGUAAAUUACAGCAUAUGUGUAUCAUGCUGCUCAUCUUAUAUUUUAACUCUUUUAAAAUUCAAAUUAAACUAGAGAUGUCCUCUGUUAA
Messenger RNA from Solanum tuberosum (potato), 2232 nucleotides. Its product is annotated as CBS domain-containing protein CBSCBSPB3. NCBI's taxonomy places the organism in Eukaryota, Viridiplantae, Streptophyta, Magnoliopsida, Solanales, Solanaceae. Gene Ontology annotation, molecular function: protein binding. The record is from RefSeq and is a predicted model, not a curated record. Bases 193 to 1815 code for a protein of 540 amino acids. The transcript is spliced from 14 exons.